UCUGUAGGGAGCGCUCUAUCGCCCAGUUCCUGCUGCGGCAGGGGUCGCCCAAACGUCGCAGAAGGCGGGACGCAGCACGUGGGCGGCGAGGGCUUCCCGCGCGAGCUUCCCGUGCGAGCUUCUCCCGCGGCGGGCUCCGUCGCGCGCGUCCCCGCUCGCCCCCAACUUUCCCGGGCUGCAGGCACAGCCCCGCCCGGCCCGCCUGCUCCUCCCCCUCCGCCUCCGGGACUUUUACUUUCAGUUUCCCCAAAGUUGCCCUCGACCCUCGCGGAGGACGCACGCUGCCGUGGGCUCCUGGCCGCCGCCGUGGGAACGAUGACUGAUGAUCAGGACUGUGCCGCGGAGCUGGAAAAGGUGGAUUCUUCCAACGAAGACAGAGUUGACGCCAAGCCAGACCGCUCCUCUGUCAUCGCCUCCGUUUUCUCGAAGAAGAAGAAAAAUGCCUCUGUGGACCCCGUCAGGACCGGCCGGGACCGAGUGCCCACUUACCUGUACCGCAUGGAUUUCCAGAAGAUGGGUAAAUGCAUCAUUAUAAACAACAAGAACUUCGAAAAAGCAACAGGUAUGGGCGUCCGGAAUGGGACGGACAAAGACGCAGGGGCCCUCUUCAAGUGCUUCCAAAACCUGGGUUUUGAAGUAACCGUCCACAAUGACUGCUCUUGUGCAAAGAUGCAAGAUCUGCUUAGAAAAGCCUCUGAGGAGGACCACAGCAACUCAGCCUGCUUCGCCUGCGUCCUGCUAAGCCACGGAGAAGAGGAUCUGAUUUAUGGGAAGGAUGGCGUGACACCCAUAAAGGAUCUGACAGCUCAUUUUAGGGGAGACAGAUGCAAAACCCUGUUAGAGAAACCCAAACUCUUCUUCAUUCAGGCGUGCCGAGGGACGGAGCUCGAUGACGGAAUCCAGGCUGACUCGGGGCCCAUCAACGACACUGACGCUAAUCCCCGCUACAAGAUCCCAGUGGAAGCUGACUUCCUCUUUGCUUACUCCACGGUUCCAGGUUAUUACUCGUGGAGGAACCCAGGGAAAGGCUCCUGGUUUGUGCAGGCCCUCUGCUCCAUCCUGAAUGAGCAUGGCAAGGACCUAGAGAUCAUGCAGAUCCUGACCAGGGUGAACGACAGGGUGGCCAGGCACUUCGAGUCCCAGUCUGAUGAUCCGCGCUUCAACGAGAAGAAGCAGAUUCCGUGUAUGGUGUCCAUGCUCACCAAAGAGCUGUACUUCAGCCGCUGAGAACCUGCCGCCGUUCGUUGAUGAAUCCAGUUUUUAUUUUAUUUUUGUUUCAAUGCUCUCAAAAUAUCCAGAAAUGUUAAGGGGAUUUAAUUUCAGGAAAGUCUAUUGAUUCGGCAGGGUGGAAGUUCUCUGGUGAUGUCAGAUAGUCUGGGUUUCCAGAUUUUUUUUUGUUUGUUUAAUAACUGUUCAUCUGAUGACUUCAUGCUCUUCCUCUGAGGUUGAUUUCCUGUUUCUGUUUCUUUUUUUCUUUGUGGUCUCCUUGAGUGCAUGCUGUGAGCAUGACCUCUGGAGAAGACAUCGGCAAUGACGUGGAUGGGAAGUCAGAGUCUCAGUUGAACUUGGCAAAGAAGAUCCUAGCUCUUGAUGAAAGAGUACAGCUGCGACACCUGUCGGCCUCCGUUGGCAAAGGUGGCUGCUGAGUGUUUGAACGGUUGUUUUCCGUGGCUUAGAACAGAUUCUUAAGCUGAGAGAAGAAGACAGUUAAUAUUCUAGUACAUAGGACCCAACCUAGAAAACAAGCCAUUCUAGGAAUAUCGGUGCAGAAUGGUCGAUACAGGGAAUUCACUUACUCGGGUAAUUAAGAGACAGCCAAGCCCGUUACCUCACAUGCUUCUGUGCGGGGACUUUGGUUCCCUUGUCAUCAGUAAGAACAGUGGCAGAGCAGCCUUCUAGAGGCUAGAACCAUGGAGGGCUAUGGUGAUUGGAGCCAGGCUCAGGACAAGCUACUGCCUGAGAUGGAAACCAAGACAGAACUGAGUCAGACACCAAGACACACCCAGGCCUCCCCAGGUCUGUGCCCAUAUCCAGCAGUGCCUUACAAUUCCAAGGUACCUGAAAGCCAGCUAGUGAGGGCCUAGGGACCAAGCUACCCUGUGCUACGGAGCAGAGGAAGGCAUAGCAAGGCAAGGGUAAUGGUGGGGAUAAACUUGGCUCAAAAUGUGAAUUAAAUAACCAUGUCCUCUGGGGUGCUACAAUGUAUUCAUUCACUAUUCACUGAUUUGUCAGAUCAUCCACACAGGUGCUGAAGAGUAACCAAUUUCACUUUGUGUGCAAGAUAAUGUUUUUGUACUUCAAAUACAGCUGGAAUUCUUCCAACUAUUCCAAGAUUUUUUUUUGAAUAAUCUUUGGUUACCUCUGGUUCUACAAAUGACAAUUUAGGCAAAGAUCUUAGCAGUUUCUUUUCAAGGUAUCAUUUUCUUUGGAAUUCGUUAUACAUUCCUAUUUUUUCCGCCUAAUAAAUGGUUGACAGAUGUUCCUAUUUAUUGAUUAAAAUGUGUU
Messenger RNA from Mus pahari (shrew mouse), 2505 nucleotides. RefSeq names its product caspase 7 (gene Casp7). The transcript is spliced from 7 exons. The record is from RefSeq and is a predicted model, not a curated record. Bases 316 to 1227 code for a protein of 303 amino acids. NCBI's taxonomy places the organism in Eukaryota, Metazoa, Chordata, Mammalia, Rodentia, Muridae. Gene Ontology annotation, biological process: proteolysis; apoptotic process. Gene Ontology annotation, cellular component: cytoplasm.